CCAAAAAAACCCGAAGCUACCCCUCCACAGUGACCUCCGCAAACCACCAAACUAGAGCAACCACCACAACCCAUUCUUACCAAAAACAACUCAACUCAUUCUCUCUAGUAGUAUUUAUUUUGUAAGGAUCGACGAUGAGCACCACUACUAUGAAUAGUACAAGGAAGGCUCACUACCAACGCCAAGGCCAACCCUCCCUGGGAUCCCUGCCAGAAGACGCGAGUGCCAGCGCUGGUUUAUCUUACCAUCAAAGUCAAGCUAUUAAAUCUCCUAUCAAGUUGACUCUUAGCUCUACUAGUACAACUUCUACUUCUACGUGCAGUUUUGGAAGUCGACUCCGUCAAUCAAUCCGUCUGUCUUUCUUUGGUACUGGUAGUAACCAUUCUAGUGAGGGGAGAAAACCGUUGACCUUUUCGGAUCAAGUGGACAAAUGCCGCAGUGCGCCCAACAAGGGAUUCUCGCAUCGUCAAAGUGAACUCCAUUAUCUAUUUGAUUUGGAUUUCUCCUCUUCUUUGCACAAUCAGAAUACUGAAGAAGAAGAAAAGCUACACAAGCAAGAGGAAGAAAAAGAAGAUCCAUUCACUAUUGGUAUUAACACUGUUGGUAUUGGAGAAUUCUGGAAUGCGCGUGUCGAAACGUUUUUGUCGAACAUUGCCUUUCUCAUGGGAAAUUCCGAAUGGCAAGACCAAGAUGACGAUGAUUUCUACGACGAUGAUGACUACCACACUCCACGUAAAGAUCGACGACAAUCAUCCCACACGUCCACCACCGAUAUUUCUGUCCAGAGUGGCAAUAACCAUUUACAACAAAUGAUGUCCGAUGACUCGUUUCACAUGGAACAAAAAAUUGCUGCCUACAGUCAGAGUCUACAACAAGAUACUAGUACCCAAUCCACACAUACACAUACCAGCAAUUAUGAGGAGGAUGAUCCAAGACACAUGAGUAACAUGAUGUUGCAGGAUGAAUUCACCGAAGAUUAUGGAGAGCAACCACCACAACCAGAAAAACGAAAAGACUCCUUUGCGUCCUUGGCAUUCUAAAAAGUACGCAACCAACAAUUCACACCACUGUAUAUACGGUACACUGCAUUGCAUUCACAGAAACAAGCUGCCGGAAGAUGACAACUAUCCAUUCCGAAACAGACACUAAUACAUACAUAGACAACAUUGCAUUGCAUUCC
This is a messenger RNA of Seminavis robusta, 1180 nucleotides long. NCBI's taxonomy places the organism in Eukaryota, Bacillariophyta, Bacillariophyceae, Naviculales, Naviculaceae. The record is from the annotation of a GenBank genome assembly.